Penaeus indicus is the source of this 1145-nucleotide messenger RNA. It is a transcript of the gene ppl, whose product is annotated as glycine cleavage system H protein-like. The record is from RefSeq and is a predicted model, not a curated record. The coding region runs from base 31 to 534 and encodes 167 amino acids. The transcript has 5 exons. Gene Ontology annotation, biological process: glycine decarboxylation via glycine cleavage system; protein lipoylation. Gene Ontology annotation, cellular component: cytoplasm; glycine cleavage complex; mitochondrion. Lineage: Eukaryota; Metazoa; Arthropoda; Malacostraca; Decapoda; Penaeidae.
GUGCCAAGCAGCUGUUGCGUCUUCUGCACGAUGGCGAGGCUGCUGCUCACGGGCCUGCGCUCUUUUUCCUCCAAAGUCUCACCUCAGCAGUUCCAGAGGGUCACCCCCCUUUGGCAAAAUGUCCCAAGAUACCUGAGCACCACACAGAGCCUUCCAGCAGUUCGCAAAUUCACCGAGAAGCAUGAGUGGGUGGACAUGGAUGGCAAAAUAGGUACUGUUGGCAUCACAGACUAUGCUCAGGAAGCCCUUGGGGAUAUUGUGUAUGCUCAGCUCCCAGAGGUUGACUCUGAAUAUGAACAAAUGGAUGAAUGUGGUGCUUUAGAAAGUGUAAAAGCUGCCAGUGAGUUGUACUGCCCAGUGAGUGGAAAAGUAACUGAAGUUAACUCAGCAGUUGAAGACCAGCCGGCUCUGAUUAACCAGAGCUGUUAUGAUAAAGGUUGGCUCUUCAAGCUGGAAUUGACAGUACCAUCAGAACUAGAUGAACUGAUGGAUGAAGAAGCCUACAACAAGUUCUUGAAGGAGAAUGAAGAAUAGAAUAUCCCUGUAUUAAGGAAAUGUAUCCUGGAGGUUGUGCACACCCAUUAGUACUUCCAGGUAAACUGUGCUAGCACAUGUCAACUUAAUGUUAUGCAAUAUACCCACUAGCUCUGUUCCUCACUUAACACAGAUGCACAUCAUGGAUUAGUUGUAUCAAGUAAAAUGCCGAAAAGGGUUAAUUCAGUAAAGUUUUUCGCUUAGCACAAUUUUUUGAAAGUAAUGGCAAAUAGCUCAACUUACAGGAUAAAAUGGAUGAAAUGUUACCAGUGUGAAUGUGGAAGGAGCGUCUUCAGAGUACUAAGGGGUUAAGUUGAUAUAUGGGAUGCAUAAUAAAUAUGGUCACAUUUUGAUGGUGAUAUUUUCCUACUGUUGAAAUUUAAUUGAACUAAUAAGGAUUAGGGGAUCUAACACAAAAGUUAAUGCUUUUAUUUCAUUAAUACUUUAAUGUUUGUAUACCUAAUUUUUUCCUGUCACUGUAUACCCUCUAAUAAGUGCUAUAGCAUAAUAUUUUUUACCUGGUGACUGAAGUUUUCACUUUAUUCUUUGUAAUAUCUUUUUUCACAGUGAAAAUGGUUGUGUAAUUAAGUGUAAAUAAAAGAGUUAUUGAC